Messenger RNA from Amyelois transitella, 1357 nucleotides. RefSeq names its product protein giant-lens (gene aos). The record is from RefSeq and is a predicted model, not a curated record. Lineage: Eukaryota; Metazoa; Arthropoda; Insecta; Lepidoptera; Pyralidae. The transcript has 4 exons. The coding region runs from base 58 to 888 and encodes 276 amino acids.
ACGCGACUCUAAAAUCGUUCGCGACUAAUCGCAACCACGAAAAGUGCAGUGUUCAACAUGCAAGUGUUCACCCCUUUACUCGUGGCCUGGGUGAUAGCGACCGUCCGGGCGGUGAUCAGGACGCCCUUAGAAGCUUUCAGACCAUCAGGAGAGAUUCAUAUUAGGAGACCGGAUAAACUUCUGCUCUUGCCUCAUAGAAGAACCACACUACCGGCGAAGAGUGGUCUAAGAAUUUUAUAUCAAACUGGGGGUUCUGAAGACGACUUGCCCGAAUGCCGGUCGCGGCAGGUCUGUAGCAAGGUUGACCUGUACGACUCUGCUCAGCCGUGGAUCGAGAGGAAGUGCCGCUGUCUUGGACACAGGCCCUGUUCCAGCGACCUAUCAGCCGACGACAACCACACUUUAUCCGACAAGACCACCCUAUACAAGACUUGCGAGCCCGUGAAACGUUUGCCUAAAUGCCGGUACUUCAAAGAUGCAGCGUGGACCAUCUUCUCCUUCUCAGACAGCAAUGCGACCCAGCAGAUAGUCAACUGCCACUGCCCAAAGAAUUCCGUCACGUAUCUUCUAAAGAAAUUGCCUUAUACGACAUCUAGCGGGGAAAUGGGAAACCAAUAUCAGUUCGCGUGCUCGCCGCAAAGCAGACUUCGUUGCUCACGGAAGGAACCUUGCAAACUGUUCAGCGCACGGAGAAGGCAUGAGCAAAUCGACGAAGUGAACGCAAACACAAUAUGCCAGUGCCCCAGGGACCACUCUUGUCCUAGGCACCACACGGAACCCGGGGUCCUGCCCGGGGUCACCUACGCCACCGAAGACAUCCGCACGUACCACGGAUACUGCAUGCCCGAAAUAUCCGAAGUAUAUAGAUUCGUAGGUGAUAAAGAUUGAGAAACACCGACCAUUCCUAUGUGACCAAUGUAUAAAUCAAUACAUUGAAAUCCAACGUCUUAAAGACUUUCGUUUGCUCAUUACCUGUGUAGUACAAAAAUUCUCUAAUAAUGGGUUUAGGACAGACGUAACAAGUAUUUUUAGUUUCUGUAUGACUUAGUUUGUAAGUGCCAUCAUUUAAUUGAUCUAUAGCUGAUGUAAAUCAUGGCUCUUAUGUGAUACAGAUAUUGUAAAUAAUUAGUAUAACACAAUUUGUUUCUGUUAAAUUGUAAAUAUUUUAGUUAGGCGAUCAUUCCAAACGUUUCAGUUUUAAGUUAUUUUUCAUAAUUUAAUUAUUUGCUUGCCAUACUUAAUUCAGUCUUCCAAUCAAGUCAAGAAGACAGAUUGUUCAUUGUUUUGUUUGUGUUAACGAUUGUAUAAUAAUUUUGUUAUACGAUAAGAAGUUUUAUGGUUAAGCUUUAUCUUAAGG